Molecule: messenger RNA, 1354 nt
Organism: Octopus sinensis (East Asian common octopus)
Lineage: Eukaryota; Metazoa; Mollusca; Cephalopoda; Octopoda; Octopodidae
Exons: 3
Coding region: 618-1322 (234 amino acids)
Source: RefSeq, a predicted model, not a curated record
ACCUUUUACCUAUGCAUUGUGGGUAAGAUCGGUGGCCAGUAACUUGUUUUGGUUAUUUCGGCUUCACACAAAUGUUUGAUGGCUCUUGUACCUCUUUUUAUUUAUCGGUCCAUUUAUCUCUCUCCCGUCUAUUAUCGCUAUAUCUCCUCCUUCACUUGAGUUUCUCUUCGCCCCUCUUUUAAACCUUUCCUUGGUUUAUUCGGGUUUGAAGACGGACACAAAUCUUUUUCUUUUCCCGACCGUUUUAUUUUGUAUUAUUUCUUCAGCCGUCUCAAUACCAAACAGAAAAAAAAAAAAGAAGUAGGGGAUAAAAAGAAAAAAGAAAGAAAAGAUAUAUAUAUAUAUAUAUUAUACAUAUAUAUAUAUAUAUUUUUUACUUGUACACACGAAAGAGCAAAAACAGAAAAAAAAAACCCCCGACUUUUUACAAGAAAUUCUAACACUUUUUCGUAAUGAUGAUCAGUUAUUGAUCUCAAGAUAUAGCAGCACUACUCUAUUGGACUGUAACUGUUCUCAUUUUUUUUUUCUGCAAAUCUUUACUGUGACUACUGAUCUAAAGAACUCCAGGUUAAUAUCCAACUCCCUGAUUUUCUGCAGUCAUUACCCAGCAUUCCAUAAUGGCUGCUAAUACCUGCUAUUGUUGUUCAGAUAAAGGGAAGACGUCCGAAGAAAUGGACUUGGAUGAGGCUCUCAAUGAACUCGGCAUGCUGAGUACUGUUACAGAAAGCCGAAAGCAAUACUUGCGAGAAAAACAGACGACCUCUCGUGUUGCAAGGCUUUACAAGAAUAUGGAUAAUAGGCAACAGGGCAAAAAGAAAAUUGGAGUAAUUCAUUUUAAUCCUGAAUACAUUGCAAAAGUUACAAUAGGAUCUAAUCAGCCAUCAUCCAAUAUCUGGAUUCAAGACACAUUUGAAGAGAAUAACUUGGACUUUUUUAAGAAUUACCAAAAAAGAACUGAAAGCAUAGAAGCAGACAUGCGUUCAAGGCGAUUAGAGAGGUAUCGUCUUGGUAGGAUUCGUCGAUUCCGGAGACCUUAUGAAGUACCUUGGCGCCUAAUGGAGCCAUUACCUAGCAACGUUUCUCAAGAAAAUGAUAGUUUAGAACCUCAAUCAAAAUCUAACUCAUCGUCUCCUAUUAAAUAUACGUCAUCGUCGUCAUCAUCAUCGUCGUGUUCUCUUACAAGAUCCCGUUCCUUUGAUAAUUUGAACUUUGCAAUGCUAAAAAUAGCUUCUGACAUUCUUGAAGAGACGAAUUUUUCUUUAUGUAAGCAGGAAAUAGAGACUGUUUCUGCUAAUAUGAGAAACCUUCAGGUGACUGAAUAGUUGUUUGUUACAGUAAAUCUAUGAACGUAUUA